CAUGGCAACAAUGGCAACAACACAUAGUUUAUCAGUCCUCACAAAUUCUAGCGUAAAACCACCCCGAAAUCCAAGAACUGGUUUGUCGCAAUCAUUGCAUGAGCAGCCUAGGCAAACGCUUGGUCGAUAUUCGGGAAUAUUUUAUGAUGAUUACGACAAUCACUUUGGCAAUGAGAAGGAAGUUUAUGACCCAAAAUCCACAUCAAGAAUUCCUAAGACUGCAGAUCCUGCAACCCUGAUACAGUUAAGUAAUCUAUCUGAUGACGAAUUUUACCAAAAGCUUCUUGAACUGAAAGGUGAGCAAAGAAAGGUAUUGCAGAAAUGUGAGAAAAUCUAUAUUGAAAAGCAUAAAGGCGAGAUUGUACCCACCUUCUGUGAUCAGGAUUCUGGAGAAGAAAAAGAGACGUCCGUUGAGAAGCCAUUCAGCAGGACAAGAGACAGACCAUUAAACACAGAUACAUUUGUUGAUGAGGAUGGCGUGCUUGUUUCUACAAAGAGAGCAAAAUCACCCGAGAUUGAAAGAUACUCACCUGAACCACAAAGUGAAACAUCAAAGCCACCCACAGGUCGCCCACCAUUGGCAUUUACUGCUAAAUCUUUUACUUCUCCUGCAAGGCCAAUGUCAGCACCAAUUCCAAGAGAUAUUGCAAGGUCCCUUGAUGACCUAAGAAACUCAGUUAAUGGUCUUAGAAAAUCUUUUGAAGCCAGUGAUGAUGAAUAUAUCCCAGAUGAUACUGUUUCAGAGCCAUACAGAGAACGUGAUCGAUCUUUUUCAAGGAUUGAUGAAAUGUGGCAGAACUUCUCUAUUGAGGAAUAUGCCCCGAGACGUACGCUUAGCAAGGAAAGGCCUUCCUCAGCUUCUAUGACUCGUAAAGAAAAGACAAAGAAAGAAGAAACAUGGAGGCAUAGGUUAACUGUGCCAAAACCAUUUACCAUGACAUUAAGAGAAGAAAGCAAAGAGAAGAAAAAGUCAAGAAAUAUGGUUGAAUUUGAAGAGAAACAAAGUGAGCAGCAAAUCCAGGAGGAAGAGGAAUUAAAAAAGAAAUUCAAGGCUCGACCUGUUCCUGCACAUGUGUAUCUGCCUUUGUUUGAUGAAAUUCAAGACAAGGGCGAGGAACGUAGAAGACAAAUUCGGCAGUCAAGUGCAGACUUACUGAAAUCACAAGAAAAACCUUUCAGCUUCAUGAAAAGAGAAGAAGACAGAAAGCAACAUGAAAGAUUUGACAGGGAUUGUAACCAAAAAGUUGAAAAACAAAUCAAAACAGAGUCAGCACCAGUCUUUAAAGCUAAGCCAGUGCCUAAAUUUGUUUUUGAUUCAUCUGUAGAUGACAAACUUAUGGAAGAGGAGGAAUACAGAAAGAUCAGAAUCAAAAUGAGAGCAGAAGAGCUAUUGCACACAGCAUCUCUACCUCCAAAUAUGAGUGCUAGAGAAAGAAUGAAAGUACAAAAAGAAAGAGAACAAAAACUGAAAAGUAAGAAAAAGAGUGGAAAGAGUGCUGCAAGGCCAAGAAUUAAUCAUGAAGUUCCUAACUAUGAUGCUCUUUAUCGCCAUUUUCAAAAGGAGCUGCAGCGCAGAAAGAGCAUGAAGGAAGGAACAGUGACACAGCCUUUCCGCUUGGAGACAGAAGCCACAAGCAAAUCAGCCAGAGACAAAAUGAAAGAGCAACUUGAGAGAGAAGAGCAGCUUCGGAGAGAAGACAGAUGGCCAUAUGGUACUCAGAAGAAAAUCAAACUUGGUCACAUUUCCACAUCACUUGACUCCCUUCCAUCAAAAUCUACAAGAUCAGCUGACGUCAGAAAUAGUAAAACAAGAACCAAGCUUCAACGGCUCUCAGACAGAGAGAUGGCUGAGAUAGAGGAAGAUCGUCGCCGCCGUGUUCGAGAGAUGAGACUACGCAGAGAGAUACAAGAGAAAACUAAGUAUGACACCCCUCGACAGAAACCUGAGGAUAAGAAGCGGGAAAACAGGGAGGCAGAGCGAGCACGUAUGGAACAGUAUGAACAAGAACUGCAGGAAAUGAAGUCCAGGAUUAGCCGUAGGCCUCUCCUUUUUGAACAGACCACACAGGUGAAUGCCAAGAAAAAGGCAGAGAAGAAAUUUAACGCAACUCUUCGCAGUGUUGGCCUGGACGAAGACUUCGUACAGAGUAGGGGGUCUUGUUCGGCCAGUGUGCAAGAUUACACGGAUGAGUAUGAUGACGACUUUGAAGACACAGCUGUUAAGCACAGGGAAGACACCUACACAAAACGUCGUGAUUCAGAAGGCUCACUGUCACCUGAAGAGGCGGAGUAGUCAUUUAAAACAUUAGAUGAUAUUAUUUUUACUAUGUCUUAAAUGUAUCGCUCAUUUACACUUGUUUAUAGAAAUAAUAGAUAAUUAUGAAUUAGUUAUUUUGUCUAAAUGUCUUGCCCAGACAGACUUAUUUAUAUUAAAAGAGUUUAUUAUUUAUAUAUAUAUUUCAAAUUUAAGUUUUAAAUAAUUUAUCUACAAUGUAUACAUAAAUUUAGAAAAAAUAAACAGAUUGUUUUUGUUUUAUAGAUUAUAAGAUUUUAUUUUUGAAGAUAUUCUAAAACAUUUUUUAUUUUUACAUUUUCUCUUCGCAUUAGCAAAAAGAUAUGGUUUUAUUUAUUUUAGACAGAUAGUAAUCAUAUGCAUUUUCCCUGUUCUGCAAUAUAUUAUUUGAUCAUUAAUUUAAUCAUAUCUUUUAAUGUUCAUAAAGCAUUCAGCAAGACACAAAUUUAAGGGCUUAGCACCCAACAGGUAUUUCUUCUCCUAUAUUAAUAUUGGAGUUAUAUGAAGUUACUUGUGUUUUACGCUGAACCCACAAAUAGUUUAAGCUCCUUUUUACUUUCUGUAUUUGGGAAGAAAACAAGCUUUGCAUAUACAUGUAUAAUCACUAGAUCCACAAUAUGGGUAAUUUUUUAUAGAAUUUAAGCAAAAGGCCACUUUUAAUAAACCUUAUAGUAAGUUGGUUUGGCUUUCCCAGCUGACAAAAAUACCAGCGACCAACAAGUUUUUAAAACUCUCAGCUGGUCGUGUUUUGGUUUUUUCAUUUAAUACUGAAUGUAAGGGUUAGAAAGUAAAAAACUACAUACCUACCCAUGCUUAAAAAGGUGGGUUGGAAAAUGCCAAACAAACAUUUAUUAAUUGUGGCUUAAAUUCAUUUUUUUCAUCAUUCUUAAUUCGGACACAGAAUUAUAUAGAUGUUGUGCAUUUUUGCUUAUUAAUAUUAUGUAGUGUAAUAUGUUUGCCAGAAACAUUGAUAUGUUUGAGCAUUUAUAAUGUACAGCAGGGAGUUUAUCUGAGAAGUCACUAACACUUGUGAGAACAACAACAAUAGGUUCAGGCAAUGUUUGAAAUUGCAUUUUAUUGGAUCUGUUUAUAAUUGUAGACUUUAAUCAGAUUCUGUUAAUGAAGGUAUGCCAUUAAGUGAAGAAUUUUUAAUCACUGACUUUGUUGCAUGUAAAUAUUGGUUGUUAAAAUGUUUUUGUUAAGCGAACGGACCAAAACAAAAGGUGUAAUUUUGUUAUACAUUAUUUUAUCACCAUCAUGUAGCCCAGUAGUGCCAAUGAUUUGUGUAAAUAGUUUCCUUAUACACUUGUCUGUUUUUCUAUGCAUGAUCAUAGCCUUUGUGUCGUCAUCCCUGUAAGCAUUAUAAAUGCAAAGAUUAAGUUUUGUCAUAGCUCUAAAACAUUCAAGAUAUUUAGAUGGAAUAUGGUAUACAUUUUAAUUAUGACAUCACACAUAUGCAUUAAAGAUAUUAAGAUGAAAGUUGGAACACAUGUCACAUAUAAUAAACAAGAAUGCUUUCAAGAUAUUUAGUUGAAAUUUGGUACCCAUCUUAAUUAUGACAAUACACAUAUGCAUUAAAGAUAUUUAGAUGAAAUUUGGUAUAAAUAUUCAUUAUGACAAAACACAUAUGGAAAGCAGGUUCCAUCAUUCUGAUAAAAAUAUUUAACUGAGUAAAAAAGAUGAGCAUUGAGAGGCCACUUGACGGUGCUCUUGUUUAAUAUUUGAUGUACUUCAGGAUUUUAACCUUUAGUUGAUAGGGCGUUUUAAAUUACUCAAAAAAGUUAAAGAAUGAAGUGUUUAAAUGUGUUGUUAUUUUAUUAUGAGUGAGCAUAGAUCAUUUUGAACGUUUUUCUGUGAUAGUAAAAUGGUGAUAUUAGUUAGAUGGUAUGUAAGUAGUUGAAGAAAAUACUUAUUGAGAUGUCAGUGUUACAAGGGCUCUGCACAAUAUGGACCUUACUCCGUAUGGAAAUAGAAGGAGCUAUGUUUGUCUUGUACAGACAGAUUCCACAGUUUGGUUGUUUGAUUGUAAGUUCUAUAUGAAGUAGAUACUGUGAGAUUUUGUUAGAAAUAACCAUAGAUUUUGAGAGAAAAAGUUUAUGCUAAGCAUACCGAUGGAAUAAAGUUUAGAAGGAAUGAAUACUUACCAUUCAAGUAUAAUUUACUGCAUGCCAAUUUUAGUAAAAACAGAAUGUUGCAUGUUGAUAAAAAAUACUCUUUAAUUUGUAUUCCAUAUUGCGAAGUACUUGUAUAUCUUUUCUUUGUGAAACAAAGGGCCUACAUGUAUAUGUUUAUUGAUGUCUAUUCCUUGAGAGUUAAGAUAGCUAAAGUUUAGCCUAUUUCAGAUGAUAUGGUUAUUCCUAGUGACAAUAUUUGGAACAUCUUUGCUAUUUCAUAUUGAUCCAGUUUGCUGUAGUAUUUUGUAUUGAUAGCUGUCAUUCAACAUUUAUAUUAAAAAGGAAUAAAAUGCUAGUUUAUA
This is a messenger RNA of Mya arenaria, 4769 nucleotides long. Its product is annotated as protein FAM161A-like. NCBI's taxonomy places the organism in Eukaryota, Metazoa, Mollusca, Bivalvia, Myida, Myidae. The record is from RefSeq and is a predicted model, not a curated record. Gene Ontology annotation, cellular component: cilium. Gene Ontology annotation, biological process: cilium organization. The coding region runs from base 2 to 2293 and encodes 763 amino acids. The transcript has 5 exons.